Messenger RNA from Osmia bicornis bicornis, 2724 nucleotides. RefSeq names its product inactive ubiquitin carboxyl-terminal hydrolase MINDY-4B. Gene Ontology annotation, molecular function: K48-linked deubiquitinase activity; cysteine-type deubiquitinase activity. Lineage: Eukaryota; Metazoa; Arthropoda; Insecta; Hymenoptera; Megachilidae. The record is from RefSeq and is a predicted model, not a curated record. The coding region runs from base 1219 to 2586 and encodes 455 amino acids. Gene Ontology annotation, biological process: protein K48-linked deubiquitination. The transcript is spliced from 10 exons.
AGUGUGCAUAGAAGCACACUUAUACAAACACAAUAUGCUCUUAUUCGAAAUUCUAUAUCAUACAUUCGAAGGCCGAAUAUAGGAGAAUCUAUUUCGAACUAACGCGAACUUGAACUUAACGAUACGACGUAAUCUUGAUCGUGGAUCCACAGUAUUCAGGAAAUUAGUAAUUAUAGACGAGAGAGAUAAGAUACAUGUUCUAGAUGAACUAUACGGUUAUUCGUACACGGAAAUUAUGCAAUAGGGUCGUUAACCUUUGUUCUAGAAAGAUCAAAAUAAUCCAGUGUAUUGUGAAAAUGAAAAAUAAUUACGGUAUUAAUUUCGACAAUAAGUAUUAGAUUGCUAUAUAUAUAUCAAAUGACCAGUUUCGAAACGUAGAAAGUCAGACUUGAUUUCAUGACAUAAAAGUAUUGCAAAAUGAAACUUAUGACAUAUCAAUUGAAAGCUUAAGGUCUUAUCUUCUCUCGAUUAUUAUUUAUUUGACUAAUUAUAUUAAUAGCGUCGAUUACCAACGACCGCUACAGUAAUCAACGCGUCAGCCCUAAUUCAGGCGCCUCUAAAUCUAACGCGUAAUAACUUCUUCCAAGCAAGGAUGAUUUUCCGAGGUGUUAAGUUCUGUAGUACUUUCGUAUCCUGGAGUUCAUGGCCCGUCGUUAUGCAUAUACCUAUCCAGAAGCUGGUGGGAUGGUAGCUCGUGCGCGGCGCGAUGAACCGACUAGACUCGGCCAAAAGCUACCGGAAUUAUUAACUCCUGUCAGUCUAGGCAGCUCGAUGCACCAACGAGCACUUAAGCCUCUUCUACUUGUUAAUACACUUGGAGAACGUUAAUCGAUCGACGUCUUACAGAUCAAACUCCAAAGACAAUUUCCAUUGACUCUGCAGAGAUAUCUUCUUUGGUCAAUUCAUUGUCUCCGGAAGUUCAAUCCUCCUGCACUAAAUAGACACAUCUAAUAUUUAAUCUAUUUACGUGAAAUCAACUAUCUACUCUUUUCAUAGAAUUAACUAAUAUCUGUGAUAUACGUGUAAGGAUUAAAAUCAGCUCUUACCAUGAAGUCUUUUAUUUCCAAGGAUUUAAUUAAUUGAAACAACGAUGUCCCUAACCUAUGAGGAACCUCUAUAGAACUUGUUCAUAUUAAAAGAUAGAGGUUUAUGAUGAACCUUCUUCAAGAUCGUCGCGUUGAAGAAGCUUGAAUAAUUUAAGACUACAUAGUGUGCUUGAUGACUGAGAACACACCUGCCAGCAUGGAGGAACUUGAAGAAACGAAGGAGAGUAACAACUCGUGUUCGACAACCACCUCGUCAGCAUCUGUACGGGGCAAGAGACACUGCACGGAAAUGCGAGCAGAAAAGCCGGUCUAUCUUCGACAAAAAGAGAAAAUUCUAUACCCCAGGAACACCAGAACUCUGACCAAGACGGUGGUAAUCGGAGGCAGUCCAAUCGACGAAGAAACUUGCAGGGCUUUAAGAACUCUGGUUUUUGGGAGUUGCGCCAGUCCACCGAGACCAGAAUGGGCAAGAACCGGAUUGACCUUACGACCAUACGGUCAAAACUUGGCUUUUGGUUUACGAGCGCCCAGGAACACGACCAGAGGCCUUGUCACUGCGGUCCAAGCCAUCAUGCUCAAGCAGUUUCUGUUCAAAUGUAACAAGCAAGACGCUCGUGCCAGCCCAGAAAGUCUGCUGAAGCCUUCGUACGACAGGCAAAUCGAUGUCCUGACUUCGGCAAUAGCAGAAAUUAUUUGGCGAUGCGCCGGAGGAUUCGUCGCGCAGAAUACUGGUGCGCAAAAUCAAGGUGUUACUGGAAACGCGAACACGGCCAGAGCUAUAAUUGCUUUACCUCAGGAGAUACCCUAUGUACAGCACACUGUACGGUACUUUCAGGAUGGAUUGACAGAGACUCUGCAUUUAUUCGAGCUUGACUCUCUGGAGGAUCUCGAAAUAUUUAUCAAGAGAUACCUAUAUUUGUUUCAAGACGAAGGUGGUCCUGGUGCCAUAUUGUUACUGUACAGUGCUCUGCUUUCAAGAGAACUUCCUAAAGUUAGAGCCGAUCUCGAGGACCCUAAAGCAUCCUUACUAAGUGGUUGUUCCGAAGAAGGUCCCACCGCUAUUGUAAUUCUGUCGUUAACCGGUCGUGCUUCGCCUCACUUGCACAAUGGGGUGCUGCACGUGGGGGAUGAAGAUACUUACGCUAUACCGCAAUGGGGAGUCCUUGUGAGAAGCGAAGUAGGGUUCCUCGUUCACGAGGGCGAUGGGCAAAUCAACAAACAACCUGGUUCUCGUCUUAAGACUCCUAGUUUACCUAUUUGGGUCACCUUGUGUCAUGGACACCAUGGUGUUCUCUUUAAUACGAACCGCGAGCUGCUGAGAAAUUAUCAUGCUGAACGUCGUUUUGAGGUUCAGUAUUUCACCUGUGGUGGUAGCCACGCCACCCUAACCGUGGACACCAGGUCAAAUUCGGAAAAUGAUUUAGAAUUCGAGGGACCUAGCAAAGAAUGCACGGAUAUCGCAGCGACUCCAUUGGAAAAGCUUAUUCGUUCUAAGUGGCAAGACGCUUGUAUACAAUGGAAUGGAGCUCCCUUGAUGUGAUUGCACUUUAAUCCUCUAUAUGUGUCUCUGCAAAAUCAUACAAAUAUUGACGUAACUUUGUAUUUCACUUAUUCAAACAUUGUAGCAUGCUCGAUGUGUUUGUAAAUGUUUCCGUAAAAAUUAAACAUUGUAACAGAA